CAUCGCCCAGCACCGCUGCAGUGGGGUAGCGCACGAGUCUCGGGAGCCAGCACACCCGGCUCCAAGUCGGUCCCCACCCUCGCCUCAGCCGCUGCACACACCAUGGCCGCGGCGUCCUCCCCCUCCCGCAGGCGGGAGCAGGACGUCAUGAAACUGAUGAUGAGCGACUGGCAGGUCGAGCUGGUGGAGGACAACAUCUCCGAGUUCCAUGUCGUGUUUAAGGGCCCGCCAGAGAGCCCGUAUGAGGGUGGCGUGUGGCGGGUACAUGUGGAGCUGCCAGAGGCCUACCCUUACAAGUCCCCGAGCAUUGGCUUCGUCAACAAGAUCUACCACCCAAACAUCGACGAGGGCGCGGGCAGCGUGUGCCUGGACGUCAUCAACCAGACCUGGAGCCCCAUGUUUGACCUGGUCAAUGUGUUUGAGACUUUCCUCCCGCAGUUGCUGCUGUACCCCAACCCCUCUGACCCACUCAACGGCGAGGCCGCGGCGCUGCACAUGCGUGACCCGGGGGCAUAUCAGAAGAAGGUGAAGGACUAUGUGGUGCGGUACGCCAAGGCCGAGGACGUGGCGGCGCUGGAGGAGGCGGAGAAGCACGGCGGCGGAGGCGGCGACGGCGCGGAGCGCAUGAGCGAGGAUGAGUCGGACGGCUUCCUUUCCAGCAGUAGCGACGAGGAGGAGGAGCAACCAGCGGGCAAGAUGGAGUGACCCCCCCUCCCUGCCCUCGCCUUGUUUGUGCGUCCGUGAGCCCCGUUCCCGCUAGGCAGCUCCCCCACACACUUGCAUUUGUCGCUAGCAGUGCUAGGCCCACCUGUCUACCCUUUCCUUAUCCCAUCUGCUUCUGGUGCCCCUAUUUUUUGCUCUGCUUUUGUACAUCACUGCCUUGCACCCGCCGCUGUACAUUCCCCUGCGUGCCCUGCCGCUCCGCUCUGCUCGCUUGCCCUUGCUAGCGUGGUUGAGCGUGCCUGCCUGGUUCGCAGCCUCUGGCCCGCCACACAACUCGUACCUUCUCCAGCCUGCUGCCACCUAAACCCUUGGUGUCUGCGCCUCGCAUCUUUUAUUUUUGUACACUAGUGGCCUCCCCCGACAGGCCCCUCCCAUCUCCUCCCAUGAUCCACCCCCGGCAUUCUUACUAGCCCAGCCUGUGCCUCGCUCCGCUCUUCUCCUGGCAGACCGCACCGCUGUCUGCCUCUCUGCAUGUGUUGCAAUUGCCUGUGCAGUCCUGGAAACUGCUGAUGGUUCCUGUAACAAUACAAGGACGGAU
Chlorella variabilis is the source of this 1261-nucleotide messenger RNA. RefSeq lists its product as hypothetical. The record is from RefSeq and is a predicted model, not a curated record. NCBI's taxonomy places the organism in Eukaryota, Viridiplantae, Chlorophyta, Trebouxiophyceae, Chlorellales, Chlorellaceae. The transcript is spliced from 8 exons. Gene Ontology annotation, biological process: protein polyubiquitination; ubiquitin-dependent protein catabolic process. Gene Ontology annotation, cellular component: nucleus. Gene Ontology annotation, molecular function: ubiquitin conjugating enzyme activity. The coding region runs from base 103 to 705 and encodes 200 amino acids.